Schistocerca nitens (vagrant locust) is the source of this 576-nucleotide messenger RNA. Its product is annotated as THAP domain-containing protein 2-like. Gene Ontology annotation, molecular function: sequence-specific DNA binding. The record is from RefSeq and is a predicted model, not a curated record. Bases 1 to 576 code for a protein of 191 amino acids. The transcript has a single exon. Lineage: Eukaryota; Metazoa; Arthropoda; Insecta; Orthoptera; Acrididae.
AUGACGUCAGCGUCGAUAAACUUCCGCUCACUUCGCGCGCGCUUUCUUGUGUUGAAGCAAUUAAGUUUUGUGUUGUUGCUGUUUGUUAUCGUGUUGAAUCGAGUUUAUUCUUUCUGCGACACUUUAACAAUGCCGAAAUGUGCCGUGGCUGUGUGUGAAAAUUAUAAUCAGAAGACUAAAGGGAGUAGUAUUUCCUAUCACAAGUUUCCGAAAGAUCCUGAAACAUGUGCUCGGUGGGUUCAGCUCUGUAGAAGUGAUAGUAUCAACAUUAAAAAUGCUACUAUCUGUAGCGUACAUUUUAAAGAAGACGAUUAUUUACGGGAUCCCCAAGCUGAAUUAAUGAAACUUCCGCCAAAGAAGAUCUUAAAGCGGACUGCAGUUCCUUCAUUGCACCUCAUUAAAGCCACAUCUGCAGCUGCUGCUGCUGCUUCGUCUUCUGUCCAAGAAAGAAAUGACAGAAGGAAAGAUCGUGAAACACGUAAACGUGCACUUAACAGACUAGCUUCACUGUCACCGAAGAAAAAAAAGUGGAUCAAAGCACAGAAACUGAAAAAGGCUGCAUCGAGGAUGAAAUGA